Molecule: messenger RNA, 498 nt
Organism: Ectocarpus sp. CCAP 1310/34
Lineage: Eukaryota; Phaeophyceae; Ectocarpales; Ectocarpaceae
Source: the annotation of a GenBank genome assembly
AUGGUUCCGCGGUCGGCACCGACGGCAGUCGUCUUGGGUGCUGUUGAAGAUCGUGAUGCCACUGGGCUCAGAGGCGAGAGAAGUGCCGCAGUUCUACCCUCAGCGGAAACUUCGACGACGGACACUACGUCCACCGCCAAACACUCCACCGCAAAGGUCUCCAAGCACGAACGGGCAGAACUUGCCGUGUUUGAACGAAGGCAAGGCGUGCCGGAGGCCGCUCCCGUCGCUGGCGGACAUCGACCAGAACAAGCCUCCGGAAGCAGCGGCGGGGGCGGGGGCGGCGGCGCCAGAGAAAACUCCUCGGCGGCCGACCGCCCGAACUCGUCCGACGACUUCGGGUAUGGCCACGCCGUCUUGGGGGCAGCACAAGAGCAGGCGCAUCAUGACCAGGACAACCGUGAGAACGACCGGGCGAACGAUUCAAGGCUGAAGCAGUGCCGCUCGAUCGUGACGGCGCUUAAGCGGGCCGAGAAAGUGGUUGGCAAGGUGAGCUAG